AUGUCGAUGUCAAAAAACAUUGGAGGAGCGUCGGUAGUAAUUGCUUCAAGUGCUGAAAUAAUACAUGAAGUGGGUCAAUUUGCAGGAGAAAGACGUUUUACUGGCGAAUUAGCCAAAGAGACCAUUAAAGUUAUGGGGAACCUUGCAGAUGCUGUUGGUCCUUACCUACCUUUUGUAUCUAUUGUUAUCGGAGAAUUUAAUGAAUGUUCCGAUAUUUUGAAUUUGGCAAUUUCUAUUGCCACAAAAGAACAAAUGGAUAAGGACUUUACAAUUUUACAAAAUGAUAUUGUUGCAAUGAAAAAGUUUUUGGAUGAUAUUGAAGGCGGUGUUACAUCUAUUGAAAAUAAAACCGAUGAAAUCAAGGAAACUACUACUCAUAUCCUUAACGAAAAUAACGAAAUUAAGAUUAUAGUUGAAAAUAUUCAACAACAAAAUGACAAAAUUUUAGAACAAAACAAACAGCUUUUAGGAUUUAAAGAUGGACAUAUAUCACUUAGUUUCGGUUCGCUCAAUGAAGAAAUUGAUUCCAUCUCUUCAUUCAGCAAACAAGUAAAUGGACAAAAUUCUUUACAAGUAGAAGCUAAAAGAAUCAAACCUUCAGAAAUUCGUGAUGCGCAAGACGUCGUUCUACGUAAAGGCAACAGAGUAACAGUUCUAAAAAAAAGUUUUACCGCAUUGGAUGUUGCUUGCAAACCGAUUGCUACGAAUAAUAUGCAAAAAAUUCAGAAACAUCUUGCUAUUUUGGGAAAGUUACACGCUUGUCCAUAUAUUAUUAAAUUUCAUGGAGUAUCAGAAUUAUCUGAAAAAAAUUAUGUAAUGGUUUUUGAAUGGGCGGAACUAGGAACUUUAAAAGAAGUUUAUCAGAAUUUUAGUCUUGGAUGGGAGGAAAAGAUUACUAUUGUAAGAGAUAUCUGUCGUGGAUUAGCCUUUUUACAUGCAGUGGAAAUUUUGCACCAUGAUAUUCGAUGCGAAAACGUGUUAAUGACUGAGAAAAUGCAACCCAAACUUUGUAAUUUCAAAUUUGCUCGUGAAAUUAACGAAGUUACCAGUCAGAUCGAUGAUAUGAAUGCUAUAAUACAUUGGUUAGCACCAGAAAAGUUAAACAGUUAUGAUCGUGAUCCGAAAAGUGGUAGGGAAACAUUGGAAUUUGGAUUAACCCAAAAUCCACUUCAAGUUGGAUAUGGUGAAAUUAUUAAGCUCGCUUGGCAACAAGAACCAUCAUUACGUCCAGGAAUUCAACUUCUCUUCAAUAUGAUGAAUGAAUUAUUUCAGAAAUAUAUAUUAAAUAUAAUUUCUCCGAUAGUACGUUGUGAAGAUGAUGACCAACAAGACUUAAGUAUCCCUGAUGAUAAUUUUUCUAUUUCUACACCAGUUACACCAUUACUUACGGUCAAAGAAGGUUUACAAGCUCACAAAGCACAUGAAUAUGAAAAGGCUUGGGGAUGUUUCAAAGGGAACGCCGAAGUAGGAGAUAUAUUGGCAAAAUAUUGGUGCGGGUAUUAUUAUCUGGAAGGCAGGCAUGUAGAAAAAAACAAGAAACAAAAUCAAAAUAUUGAUAGUAGAAAGUUCAUGGAAUAUUUAAAAAUGGCAGCUGAUAAUAAUAAUGCUACCGCUCUUUAUAACCUUGGCGAUGUAUAUUUUUCAGGUAAACUUAAUUUUGAAAAGGAUACACAAAAAGGUAUUAAAUAUUUAAGACAAGCUUGUUUGUUUGGUCAGUCUAAAGCAGUAGAAAUUUUGAAAAAACAUAAUAUAAAUAUAUAUGAAUGA
Funneliformis mosseae is the source of this 1767-nucleotide messenger RNA. Lineage: Eukaryota; Fungi; Glomeromycota; Glomeromycetes; Glomerales; Glomeraceae. The record is from the annotation of a GenBank genome assembly.